Molecule: messenger RNA, 1486 nt
Organism: Vigna angularis (adzuki bean)
Lineage: Eukaryota; Viridiplantae; Streptophyta; Magnoliopsida; Fabales; Fabaceae
Product: jasmonate-induced oxygenase 2
Exons: 3
Coding region: 312-1394 (360 amino acids)
Source: RefSeq, a predicted model, not a curated record
CACACAGAAACACCCUUUAAAAACCCACAAACUUCACGUUUUAUAUUACGUCCAUUUCGCUUUUCAUGCCUCCACGGUCCCACUCUCUUCUCUUCCUUUAACUUCCACCAUAUCUCAUCCCGACACUCUUCUUCCUCUUCUUUCUUUCUUUCUUUGCCUCAAAUUCAAAUCCAUUAUCUUUCUCUUCCAAGUCUCUCAACUUUCAAAUUAAAAAAAUAACCACUUCCUUUCAUACUUCACUGUAUAUUUCUUCUUAUAAACACCAACCGACCAAUUACCCUGUCUAGUAUUGUACUACUAUCUAGCUAGCAAUGUCAAAAGACCAACCAGAUUGGCCAGAACCUAUUGUUCGGGUUCAGUCUUUAUCCGAAAGCUGCUUCGAUUCAAUCCCCGAAAGGUACAUCAAGCCCUCUACCGAUAGACCAUCAUCCGGAAGCUCUGAUUUUGAUGAUGCCAACAACAUCCCCAUCAUCGACCUCGGAGGUCUCGGUGGCGUCGACCAUCAUGUCUCAUCCUCAAUUCUUAAGCAAAUCUCAGACGCUUGCAAGGAGUGGGGCUUCUUCCAAAUCACAAACCAUGGCGUCGAUCCCGAUUUGAUGGACAAGGUUAGGGAAACUUGGCGUCAAUUCUUUCACUUGCCCAUGGAGGUCAAGCAACAAUACGCAAACUCACCCAAAACUUACGAAGGCUAUGGAAGCAGACUUGGAAUCGAGAAAGGUGCUAUUCUUGAUUGGAGUGAUUACUAUUAUCUUCACUAUCUUCCCUUGGCUCUCAAGGACUGUAACAAAUGGCCGAACUUGCCUCCCCAAUGCAGGGAAGUGUUUGAUGAGUAUGGGAGAGAGUUAGUGAAGCUGUGUGGGAGGUUGAUGAAGGUUUUGUCGAUAAACCUUGGAUUAGACGAAAAGACUCUUCAAAAUGCUUUUGGGGGGGAAGACAUAGGGGCAUGUCUGAGAGUGAAUUUUUACCCUAAGUGUCCACGACCAGAGUUAACACUGGGUCUCUCAUCACACUCAGACCCUGGAGGAAUGACCAUGUUGCUUCCAGAUGAUCAAGUUCCUGGUCUUCAAGUUCGAAAAUUCAACAAUUGGAUUACUGUGAAGCCUGCACGCCAUGCUUUCAUCGUUAAUAUUGGCGAUCAAAUUCAGGUACUGAGCAAUGCAAUUUACAAGAGUGUGGAACACAGAGUGAUAGUAAACUCAGAUAAGGAGAGAGUUUCUCUGGCUUUUUUCUACAACCCGAAAAGUGAUAUACGCAUAGAACCAAUAAAGGAGCUGGUAACAGUGAAUACACCUUCACUUUAUCCACCAAUGACCUUCGAUGAAUAUAGACUCUUCAUUAGAAUGAGAGGACCUCGAGGAAAAUCUCAAGUUGAAUCUCUAAAGUCUCCAAAAUGAUUCAUUCUUCACAUUCCAACUCUAUAUUUCCAAAUUUCCAAAUGUAAUAUACAAUAAUAAUAAUAAUUAAUAAUAAUAAUUAGUUUGGACCA